Pieris macdunnoughi is the source of this 1377-nucleotide messenger RNA. NCBI's taxonomy places the organism in Eukaryota, Metazoa, Arthropoda, Insecta, Lepidoptera, Pieridae. The record is from the annotation of a GenBank genome assembly.
AUGGUGGAUACACAGCACUUCUGUCUGCGCUGGAACAAUUACCAGAGCAGCAUCACCAGCGCCUUCGAGAAUCUUCGUGAUGACGAGGACUUUGUUGACGUCACAUUGGCCUGUGACGGAAAGAGUUUAAAGGCGCAUAGGGUGGUCUUAUCGGCAUGUAGCCCCUACUUUAGAGAACUAUUAAAAUCGACACCGUGCAAGCAUCCAGUGAUAGUUCUUCAAGAUGUUGCCUUCACCGAUCUACACGCUCUGGUGGAGUUCAUAUACCACGGUGAGGUCAACGUGCAUCAGAGGAGCCUCUCCUCUUUUCUGAAGACGGCGGAGGUCCUUCGCGUCUCCGGACUCACACAGAAUGACGAUACUAAAGGGUCGCUGGUACAAAGCAUCGCCCGCGCAACCGCCGAGUCGUCUCCGCACGUAUCUCCGCAUCCCGCGCAUACCCCUCACACCCCGCACACCCCUCACACUCCACACACACCAAGCUACUCGGAGAAGCUGGAAGAGGCACUUCUACUGCCUCAACCCCUCAACCGCAGGAUCCCCAUGCCCCCGCGUCGAAUGUCACGCUCGGCUGACAAUUCCCCGGACGUAAUAAAGCGCGCACGCCACGACAACAACAAUGACCAAUCACAAGUACAUGAUUUCUCGACAAAGAACAACUCACUGCUGAACAAUCGUCACGAGCCUGGUAAUGGGAAUGGGAUCUCGAAUUCCAGCUCGUCACCAUCCCCCAAACUGAUGGAUGACGUGAAGAACGAGCCGUUGGAUAUGAUCUGCCAGUCGAACGCGGAUAUCGAUCGCAGUGCUGAUGAUACUCCGCCUCAUUCGCAUCAUAGACACAUGGGAGGGCCGCCAUCCCGCGCGAGCUCAGCCGAUGCCGACGACCGUACGCCACCGCCACAAAUGCCACCCUCGCCUUUUAUUUCGCCAGCUGAAGCCAAGCUCUUUCCAUCAUCGCAACACCACAGUUUCAACUACUCCAUGUUGACUGAUUCAUCGCUGACAGGUCUGCCGAGUCCCCUGCCUCCGGACGGCUUACCGGGAACAUCACAAGUGGGCCCGCUGGGCGCCGGGCACCGCUGCGAGGUGUGCGGCAAGCUGCUCUCCACGCGCCUCACCCUCAAGCGCCACACGGAGCAGCAGCACCUGCAGCCGCUCCACUCGGCGCGCUGCUCGCUGUGCCACAAGGUCUUCCGCACGCUCAACUCGCUCAACAACCACAAGAGCAUCUACCACCGCCGUCAGAGGGCGCCCGCUGGGCCUCUGCCGCCGCCGCAGCCGCAGAACCUUUCCACCGCACCCGACUCCAAGAUGCACCCCAGCCAACACCAUCACACCGUCGACUUCUACAAGUUCAAAGAUCAGUUUAACGUCUAA